CGCGGCGACGACAUCGACGGCGAGGCCGCGUACGACUACUCGGGCUACUCGGUGUCGCUGAGCGCGGACGGCACGGCGCUGGCCGUCGGGGCGUACGAGAACGACGGCGCCGGCUCCAACGCGGGCCACGCGCGCGUGUUCGCUUGGGACCCCGUCGACGAGACCUGGAAGCAGCGCGGCGACGACAUCGACGGCGAGGCCGCGUACGACUACUCGGGCUACUCGGUGUCGCUGAGCGCGGACGGCACGAUGCUGGCCGUCGGGGCGUCCGGGAACGACGGCGCCGGCUCCUGGGCGGGCCACGCGCGCGUGUUCGCGUGGGACCCCGACGACGAGACGUGGGUUCAGCGCGGCUUCGACAUCGACGGCGAGGCCGCGAGUGACUUCUCGGGCAUCUCGGUGUCGCUGAGCGCGGACGGCACGACGCUGGCCGUCGGGGCGUACGGGAACGACGGCGCCGGCUCCGGCGCGGGCCACGCGCGCGUGUUCGCUUGGGACCCCGUCGACGAGACCUGGAAGCAGCGCGGCGACGACAUCGACGGCGAGGCCGCGGGCGACCUGUCGGGCUACUCGGUGUCGCUGAGCGCGGACGGCACGGCGCUGGCCGUCGGGGCGCCCUACAACGACGGCGCCGGCUCCAACGCGGGCCACGCGCGCGUGUUCGCGUGGGACCCCGUCGACGAGACGUGGAAGCAGCGCGGCGACGACAUCGACGGCGAGGCCGCGGACGACCGGUCGGGCUACUCGGUGUCGCUGAGCGCGGACGGCACGACGCUGGCCGUCGGGGCGCGCUACAACGACGGCGCCGGCUCCAACGCGGGCCACGCGCGCGUGUUCGCGUGGGACCCCGUCGACGAGACGUGGGUUCAGCGCGGCGAGGACAUCGACGGCGAGGCCGCGUACGACGAGUCGGGCCCCUCGGUGUCGCUGAGCGCGGACGGCACGGCGCUGGCCGUCGGGGC
This is a messenger RNA of Aureococcus anophagefferens, 962 nucleotides long. RefSeq lists its product as hypothetical. The annotation marks the transcript as partial. NCBI's taxonomy places the organism in Eukaryota, Pelagophyceae, Pelagomonadales, Pelagomonadaceae. The transcript has a single exon. The record is from RefSeq and is a predicted model, not a curated record.